This is a messenger RNA of Apis cerana (Asiatic honeybee), 3810 nucleotides long. RefSeq lists its product as uncharacterized. Gene Ontology annotation, cellular component: site of double-strand break. NCBI's taxonomy places the organism in Eukaryota, Metazoa, Arthropoda, Insecta, Hymenoptera, Apidae. Gene Ontology annotation, biological process: reciprocal meiotic recombination. The record is from RefSeq and is a predicted model, not a curated record.
GUAACUUAAUUGCUUAUAUUAAAAUGAGAAUUCGGAUAUUGUUAUCCACUGGAUUUAUUAUCAUCUCAAUUUUCAUUUAAAGUAGGUUGUGCAAUAGCAUAACGAAAUAAUUCGUUUAAAAAAAAUGGAUUUGGACACUGCUUAUAUUGAACCUUUAAUUGAUGAUUGGCUAGAGGGACUUAAAUCAUACGUUAAACAGCAAGAAAAUCUUAUUAAAGCUAAAGACGAAUUUUACAUGCCAUUUAUAGGUAAUUGUUACAUUCAAAACUGUAUCUCUUUGCUGAUAUUAGCUAUUCCACUUCCAAUUAUUAAAGCAAUAUUUAAAAUAACAGAACAUCUUGAUUUGGGACCAAAUACUAAAUAUAUUACCAUUCAUUUAUAUGAUAAAUUUAUAUGUAAUUAUUUUUGGGAAAUCUAUAGAAAUACUGACCAAACAGAAAAUUCUUGGUCUCAAAUUUGUAAAAAGAUAUCAAGUCAAUCAAAAUUAUAUCUUAUGUCUUGUUUGCAAUUAGCAAAUAAAAUGGACUCACAUUUUAAUACCUUAAAAAUAUCGCAAGUACUUAGUAUUUUAAGGUGUAUAGAUAAAAAAUCUAAAUAUACACACAAUAUAAUUUUUUCAUCAGAAUAUAAAGUAUUUAAAACUGUUGGAUUUAGAAUGCCAUUUUGUACACCUUUAAAUUGCAUAGAAGUUCUUUUAGCUGCAACAGGAUUGAAAGAAAAUCCAAAUAUGCAAGAGCUUACUAUAAAUUUAUUGGAUUUAGUUUAUCUCCAGAGGGAGAAGUUUUAUUCUCAUUUGCAAUGCUUAAUCCAAGGGCAUAUUGCAAGAACUGAACAAGAAAAAAGAAGUCUUAUGACAUUAGAAUCAAAUAUAUUACUUCUUGGAGCUUCUGUUGUUCUUUGUGGAACAUUUAUUUCAUGUGUAGAUAAUGGGACAGCAAAAGUUAUAGCUUCAAAAUUAUCAGAAUUAAUAGAUAUAAAAGUUGAUGAUAUCUGGGAUAUGGCUAAUAUACUUCUCAUAAUGGCAAUUCAAGAAUAAUUAUUUUAAAGAAUAUUGUGUGUGUAUGUGUAUAUAUAUAUACACACACAAUAUAUAUAUAAUAGGGAUCAAUUUCUUCUUGCAUUGUACAAAGUUAUAUUAAUAAUUUAUUUAAAUUAUCGAAGAAAUGAAAUUUUUUUUACCAUUAUUAAUCAUUUCAAAACCUUAAAAAAAGAAAAAAGUACAUAUGUUAUUAAAAUUGUAAAUAUUUUUAAUACUGAUUUUUAAAUGAUUUAUAUAUCCUCUAUAUGCAAAUUGAUAAAUGAAUAAUUCUUAAUUAAAUCAUUAAAUAAAAAUUAUUGAAAAAUUAUUUUUUCAUAAAUAUGUAUUUCUUAUUUAUUUAUAUAAAAAUGCUGAUGAAAUGUUAAAUUAUAUUUGUCAAAUAUUUGUAAAAUUAAAAAGAUUUUUGUUUUUAAAUAUAAUCUACAAAAGUUGAUAUUUUAGAUUUAAAAGGAUAAAUAAAUAAAAUAUUAAAGAAAUAUUUUAAUAAAAUAAAAAAUAUUUUGAUUAAACCAAAAUUUAUGAAAAAAAUCAAUUUUUUGUUUUUAUUAUUCAAUAAUAAAAAAAUAUAUAUUUUUAAUUUAUUUCGAUAUUUUUAAUAUUUUUAAUAUGAUUUGAAUAUCAAAUCAUAUUUGAAUAAUUCAAUUUAUUUAAAAGCGCUUCGAGAUCCAAUGGAUUUAAAAAGAAAAAUUUUCUAAUAAGAUAAAAAAAAUAAUUAAAUUUGUGAUCAUAUAUUAUUUAUAUUUUUAUCAAUUUAAAAAUAUACAUUUUAAAUAAUAAAUUAUAGGUAUUAAAUUAAUUGUUCUUUUUUGUAUCGUUCCAUAAAAGCGAAAAUUUGAUUGUAUACCAAAACGUCUACAUGUUUGCCCCAUACAAAAUCAAGAUGGGCAAAAGUAUUAGAAGGUACUAAAAAUUUCUGAGCAUUGGGUAAUGCCUUAUAUAAAUCAUUCAAAUCCUAGAAAAAUAUUAAUAAAAAAAAAAAAAAAAUAUUAAAAAGAUUAGAAUAGAAUAAAACGAAAUUUUCUUAUCAAUAUACAAACCUCGACAUUGAUAAACAUAUCGUUGGCUGCAUAAUACAAAUGUACCGGUAUUUUAAUUUUAGCAAGUUCAUAAUCAGGAGGUUGAAUCUUACCAUACUUUUUUAAGUUACCAAUAAUGCCAUAAUCGUAUUUUCGGAAUUUACCUAAAAAAAAAAAAGAGCAUAAUUUAAUACAAAAAAAAAAACAAAAAUUUAAUAAGAUAAUAUUCUUAAAUAUUAACCUGAAUGAAUUAAUUGCGCAAAAUGCACAAAUUGAUUCACAGAUGAACCAGCAGGAUCAUAUUGAGUAAUGAGAGGCAAUAGAGUCUAUAGAUUAAAAUCAAGUUAUAUUUACAUUAUAUAAAAGAUUUUUAUGAAAUAAUUAUAUAUCUAAUUAAUUGAUGGUAAUAUUAAUAUUAAUUUUAAUUAAUAAUGAUUAUAUUGAAUGCACAUGAUUACCAUAUUAAGUUCUUUAUCGAUGCCACCAAACAGGAAUACGAUGUUUUGACAUAUUGGUUGCAAUAACUCGCCUUCCUUACAAAGUUUUUUUCCAAGCAUCUGUAUAAGUUUAUUCGUUGGUUUAAAUUCAUACAUGCCUAUUAAUUUUGUUAAAUACUGUAAAAAAAAACAAAGAGAUGAAAAAAUUUUAUUAAUUUUUCUUUAUUUCUGUAUUAAAAAUUAUUAAAAAUUUUAAAUUAUACCUUGAUAUCAUUACUAAAUGGAGCUAAUAUUUUAAAUAAAGGAUUGUUUGUUCUAGACAUGAAAACUGCAGGAGCCAUAGAAAAACUAGCGAUAAUUUUGUUUUGAUAUUCUGGACGCUCACUAGCCGUUACAAAGAAAGCCGAACCACCUUGACUGUGCGAUAUGAUAAAAAUCUUUUCUUUGUUAGUUUUUUCGAGAACAUAAUCAAUUGUUGCUGGAAUAUCGUACACUCCAAUUUCAUGCCAACUAUAUGAAAACAUAAAUAGUUAUGUUAUCAAACAUUAUUUUGUACAAUGAUAUAUUUAUAAAAAGUUUGUUUUUUAAUCGAUUAUCAUUUAUCAAUAAUAUUUGUUUUUGAUUGUUUUUCCAGAUAAAUCUUAAUCUUUAAAGUUUUUAUUAUACCUGAAAUUCCAAUAAUUUUUAUCUAAAAUAUUCAUAUCUAAAUGUUCUCGUGCGUAUCUAUUCCCACGUACAUUGAUCAUCCAUACAUCGUAUCCUAAAUCUGCUAACAAGAAACCUAAACAAAUAUUUGAACAAAUAUUAAUCAAUUAUAUUCUAAAAUCAGCAUAUUUUUUCAUUUCUUAAAAAAAGAAAAAAAAUGAAUUAAAUCUUUCCGAAAGAAAUUGAUCAUUUUCUAAAAAAAAAAAAAAGAAAUUUUUAUAUAAGAAGAUAAAUAAUUAUAUUUAAAAAAUGUUUAUUUUAUAGAUAGAAUAUUAACUUGUCAAUACCUAAACCCUUUCCUGGUCCAGGUAUAAGCCAAGUAGCUGAACAAUCAAACACUCCAUGAACAAGUAAUACUGCUGGUUUGUUUUUAGUCGAACUUUUUGGGGAUUCUGAGAUCCUGUGCACAUCUAAAAUAUAUCGAUCCUCCGUCACGAUUUGAUGAGUUUCAGCAGUGUAACCCUCCUUGCGUAUUAAUUCGUCCUGCAAAAAUAUCUAUGUUUAUUUCAUCAUGACUAAAUCAUCCUAAUCUUUAUACCAUGAUAUUUAAUUAAUUUAUUUGAAAUGGUAUAGAGAUCAAAUGUUUAUAAUAUAAAAUUUUUAAAAAUCUGGU